Dichotomopilus funicola is the source of this 1707-nucleotide messenger RNA. RefSeq names its product Calreticulin family-domain-containing protein. The transcript has 4 exons. Gene Ontology annotation, biological process: protein folding. Gene Ontology annotation, molecular function: calcium ion binding. Gene Ontology annotation, cellular component: endoplasmic reticulum; endoplasmic reticulum membrane. Bases 1 to 1707 code for a protein of 568 amino acids. NCBI's taxonomy places the organism in Eukaryota, Fungi, Ascomycota, Sordariomycetes, Sordariales, Chaetomiaceae. The record is from RefSeq and is a predicted model, not a curated record.
AUGAAGUUCAACGUUGCUGCCGCUGCUGCCAGCGCGGCCUUGAUGGCCGGUGGCGUGAGCGCCGACGAACAGAAGGUCCUCAAGGACGAGCCCAGCUCGGUUGCCGAGGCGGCUGCCCCGGAGCUGCCGACCUUUACCCCCACCAAGCUUAAGGCGCCGUUCCUCGAGCAAUUCACCGACGACUGGGAGAAGCGGUGGAAGCCCUCGCAUGCCAAGAAGGACACACAAGGCGAUGAGGAGUGGGCGUACGUUGGCGAGUGGUCCGUCGAGGAGCCUGCUGUCUACAAGGGCAUUGAGGGCGACAAGGGCCUUGUCAUCAAGAACGCCGCCGCUCACCACGCCAUCUCGGCCACGUUCCCCAAGAAGAUUGACGCCAAGGGCAAGCCCCUGGUCGUUCAGUAUGAGGUCAAGCUUCAGAAUGGUCUCGAGUGCGGUGGUGCCUACAUGAAGCUGCUGCGGGACACCAAGGCCCUGCACCAGGACGAGUUCUCGAACACGACCCCCUACGUCAUCAUGUUCGGCCCCGACAAGUGCGGCCACACCAACAAGGUCCACUUCAUCUUCAACCACAAGAACCCCAAGACGGGCGAGUACGAGGAGAAGCACUUGACCUCUCCCCCGACCGCCAAGAUUGUGAAGACGACCGAGCUGUACACGCUCAUCGUCAACCCUGACAACACCUUCGUCAUCCAGCAGAACGGCGAGCAAGUCAAGGAGGGCAGCCUCCUCGAGGACUUCAGCCCCUCCGUCAACCCUCCCCAGGAGAUUGACGACCCCAAGGACACGAAGCCAGAGGACUGGGUUGACGAGGCCCGGAUCCCUGACCCGGAGGCUACCAAGCCGGAGGACUGGGACGAGGAUGCCCCGUACGAGAUCGUUGACGAGGAGGCCACCCAGCCCGAGGACUGGCUGGUUGACGAGCCCAAGAUUAUCCCCGACCCGGAGGCCGCGAAGCCCGAGGAUUGGGAUGAUGAGGAGGAUGGCGACUGGGUGCCUCCCACUGUCGCCAACCCCAAGUGUGCUGAGGUGUCUGGCUGCGGCGAGUGGACUCAGCCGUUGAAGAAGAACCCUGAUUACAAGGGCAAGUGGUCGGCGCCGUACAUUGACAACCCGGCCUACAAGGGUGUGUGGGCGCCACGCCAGAUCAAGAACCCCGACUACUUCGAGGACAAGACCCCGGCCAACUUUGAGCCUAUCGGCGCUCUUGGCUUUGAGAUCUGGACCAUGCAGAACGACAUUCUUUUCGACAACAUCUACAUCGGUCACUCGGCUGAGGACGCCAAGGCGCUCGCAGACGAGACCUUCUUCAAGAAGCACCCCGUUGAGAAGGCCCUCGAGGAGGCGGACAAGCCCAAGGAAGCCGAGAAGCCCAAGUCGCCCAGCGACCUCAACUUCCUCGACGACCCCAAGACGUACAUCCAGGAGAAGCUCGACCUCUUCCUGACCAUCGCCAAGCAGGACCCUCUUGAGGCGAUCAAGUUUGUGCCUGAGGUUGCUGGUGGCCUUGCCGCUGUCUUCGUUACCUUCGUUGCCCUCCUCUUUGGUCUCCUCGGUCUUGGCUCCUCUGCCGCCCCGGCGGCUAAGAAGGUUGCCGGCGAUGUCAAGGAGAAGGCGAAGGACGCCAAGGACAAGGCUGCUUCGGCUGCUACUACAGGCGCGGAUACCGCCAAGGAGGCUACCAAGCGCACCACCCGGAGCCAGUCGUAA